AUGCAUCGGCGCUGCAUCUCAAACAAGCCUAUUGUCUACCACACAAUAUCACUGAGGUACAAUGGGCUAUCAGUCGUAUAUCUUCUUUUCCUUCUGUCCGUACCGCUGUUGCCCAGUCCAAACUUGGCUACUAUGAAGGGGAAAACGGGCAGGUUUCUUCGGGCUAUUUGCUCUACUGGAGUAAUAUUUUUGGCAUUGCAGUGUGGGAUGCAAAUCACCUUCACAUAUAUUCCCAAGGAUGUGACUGGGCCAUGGGACAACAUUUUCUUUCACCUUGGCAUUGUCAGGUUUAGUGAUGUGGACACACUUAACAUAAUACGUCUGCUAAUGCCAGAUUUUGGUGUCCUCCUGUCCACACUGUUCAUCAUCCGUUGGUGCAAGGCCAAGAUCCCACAUCACAGUGAAAACUGCAGUCAGCUCUACGAGACUGAGGGUUCAGAUGAAGAGAUUUCAGACUCAGAAUGUGAUGGGGAGAGUGGAACAUCUGAGGGUUCCUCCUUUGACACCUCUGUUCAGAGCCGCAGCUCUCCUGCCUCCUCUCCCGACGUUCUACAGAAACUCAUCAUAUUUAUGACUGGACUGAGACUUCUCAUGUCUUCAGCAAUGAACACUGCUGGAAAAGUUUUGGUCACUGUUCUCUUAGGGCUGGCAGGUAUAACGUUUCCCUCUCUGACGUCGGCACUGUAUUUCAUGGUGUUUCUUGGCCUUGUGUGGUGCUGGGUGUUGGACUACACCAUCUCUCUGCUGCACUACAGCUCUUUGUGUGUAAUGAUGACCAUCUUCAGUGGAGGACACGUUCUUAUCCUCUACCUGUACCAGCUGCCUCUCUUCCAACAGCUCAUUCCUCCACAGGAUGACUUUGCCAGGUUGUUUGGUUUGACAGCGCUCAUCCAAACCAACAUGUCAGAACCGUAUAGUCUGGCUCUGCAUGAAGAUGGUAGUUGGCCUGCAAUAAUGAACCCACUGGUGCUUCUACUGCUGUAUUUUUCAGUCAUGAGUCUACUACACAAGUGGAAUCAUUCUAUUGAAGAGGAAAAUGUUGAAAACUAUGCUGAAGACUCCAGCAUCCCAUCAAACUUCUCCCCUGAAAGAAAAGAGGCUAUGGUGUUGGUGUGGAAGAGGACGUGGCAAGACCAGGAAGAUUCUGGGGUGAAUUCCCUGAUUCUGGAGGAUGAUUACCCACAUUGCUUGGCUUUGUCUCCAUACACACAAACGAUUUCUUACUAAUAUACUGUGGAGAAUGAAAGCUGCACCGGAGGCAAUGAAAUAUUGAAUGACGUGGACCAUCUAUCUUCCACUAAUCGAUCUGGACCCAGUGCUUUGAUCCUGCUUGGACAGUUCAUCAUGAAACAGAGCUAUAUAAUUGCUCUCAUCAUCACGAUGGUAUGGAGCAUCAGCUAUAACUCAUGGCUUACGUUAAUAUUACUGGUGUGGUCAUGUGUGAUCUGGAUGUUGAAGGAUCGGCGGCGGUUCGCUAUGCUUAGUGCUCCAUUUCUUGCUGUCUAUGGGACAUUGCUGCUAGUGGUUACAUUCAUCAGUCAACUCCAUCUUAACCAUAUUGACAUUUUCCCUACUUUACCGAAGCUUGUCUUGAUUGACUUUGAUGUCUAUGGUUAUCCAGUGCCUUGUGUGCAUCUUGCUGCAAAGGUUGCUUAUUCGUUUAGUUUCUGGAUUUUACUUAGGCAACGGCUGAAAGAAAAAAACGAGGAGCUGCAGAGCACGGAUGAUUUAAUGGAAGUCAAAGUUCAAGCAUGUGACAACAGUCAAACCUCUCAAAUGAUGACUGUGUUGGGAGCAUUAGUAAAAGGCAUUUUGGUGAAGUACUGGAUCUUCUGCUGUUGCUUCAUGUUCUUCUUUGUCAGUUUCUCUGACAAAGUGGCAGUCUACAAAAUUCUCUAUAUCUGCUUAUUCCUUUUCUGUGUGGUUCUGUAUGAGGUGCAUUAUCAAGUAUGGAGAAGUCAAUUGAAGUAUUUCUGGGCGGUUGUGGUUGGAUAUUCAAUGCUAGUUUUGAUCCUGAUCUACGUGUAUCAGUUUAAAAGUGUCUGUAACCUGUUCCAACAGAUUUUAGGCAUAACAGAGGAAAGGUUGCGAGAUCUUGGGCUGGAGCAGUUUGACACCGUUGAACUAUUUGCGCGAAUCUUACGACCAGCUUUCUUCCUUCUGGCCUGCAUUCUUCAGCUGCAUUAUUUCAACUGUGACUUCCUCUCUUUAACCGAUCUUCAGACAGUUUCGACAAAGAACAGAACAAACAGAGAAGAAGAUCUGAAGGAAACACUGAAGGGGAUUUUUGAUAUGAUAAAGAAAAACACAGAGAAACUGAAAAAAUGGCUGAAGGAAGGGCAGCUCCGUGGAAAAUGUGGUGAUCAAAUUAAUAUUUCAUCUUCCUCCUUGGACAAACAUCAAGAAAUAGAAUUAGAUGAUGAUGUGGAUGCAGUGAACCAGUGGUUGGUGGUGGUGGACAGGGUGCAUGAGUUGAUCCUGCGUGCUGUUCUGUUGUUAUGGAGAUGUCAGGAGCUGUGCUGGAAAAUACUGGAGCUUCACAGCUUCAAACUAGUCUCAACAGGCAUCAUCUGGGUUUGCGUGCAGGAGGUAUCGCUGAUGAACUUUUUGUUUUUGGUGUUGUGGACAUUUGCUCUGCCAUAUCCAAAACUGCGGCCUUUGGCCUUCAAUGUGUCUUCUGUUUGGGCCUGUGUGAUGGUUGUGUGUAAAAUGAUGUACCAGCUAAAAAGUAUCAAACCAUCCGAGUAUUCUUCAAACUGCACUGCUGGCCUGCCAUCAUCUAAUGAGAGUUGGACUGCUGGUAAUACAGAAGAGCUAUUGAGGAAUUCAGUUCUGUAUGUGGCACCAGUAGAUCCAGCGAUGUGGGUCGGCGGACUGAGGAAGUGUGAGGAUCGCAUCCUGCCCUGUCUCAGGAAUCACCUGUUAAUUUUAGGCCUCCUUGUGUUUGAUGUGACUGUCCAUCGCCACCAGCUGCAUCACCGUCUUCAAAAUGGCCUUAAAGCAACAUACAGCACCAUAUUUCAGGGUGUGACACAUCAUCAUCUUGACCAAGGCAUUCUGCCCUCCCUCAAAUAUUUUGCUAACUAUUUCUUCUACAAGUUUGGUUUGGAGGUUUGUUUUGUGGUAGCAGUAAAUGUCAUUGGCCAACGGAUGGAUAUCUGUGCGCUUCUGCACUCUUUUGCUCUAAUGGCUGUUCUGGCACGUCGUCGUAGGAAGGCCAUUGGAGAAGUGUGGCCAAAAUACUGCUGCUUCAUUGCAAGUUUCAUGGUGCUGCAGUACCUGCUGUGCAUUGGCCUACCACCAGCGCUCUGCAUCGAUUAUCCCUGGAGGAAGUCAUCUCCGGCUUUGAGCUCUAAUCUGAUAAAGUGGCUGUAUCUACCGGACUACGCCAUGAGUCCCAACGCCACCUUCAUCCUUUAUGACUGCCUGCUGUUGUUGGUAGCGUCUCUGCAGUGGCAGGUCUUUGAGGAUGAAAAUCAGGCUUGCGUGAGACUCCUGGCAGGAGAGAAUGUGGAGAUCAGUCGAAAUCUGGAUCCUCAAACCCUCAACCAGUACACUCCAGUCAACAACUACCUUCAUUGCCGGUCGUAUCUGGACAUGAUGAAGCUGUUUGUGUUUAGUUAUUUUUUCUGGCUGGUGUUAUGUCUCAUCUUCAUCACUGGAACCACAAGAAUUAACAUCUUUUGUCUGGGUUAUCUGGUGGCCUGUUUCUACUUCAUGCUGUUUGGAGGCACAUUACUGCUGCAGCCAGUGCAGUAUGUGCUCAGACUGUGGGACUGUCUCAUAGCAUACACCUGCGUGGUCAUCAGCCUCAAGAACAUGCUCUCACUUGGCUCUUGUGCUUAUCUGGAGAGUCUACAAAAGCACGGCUGUUGGCUCAUUCAAGCUUUUAGCAUGUUCUGCACCAUCAAAGGCUACAAGUUACCCAAGCCUGACAAUCAGUGUGAACUGCCGGAGGGUGAAGCUGGUAUCGUCUGGGAUGCGAUCUGUUUCACUGUGCUGUUGGCUCAGAGGAGAGUCUUCCUCAGCUACUACUUCCUCUAUGUCGUGUCUGACCUUCAGACUUCUAAGAUCCUCGCUUCAAGAGGUGCAGAGUUGUUUGAAGCCAAAGUGAAGAAACAGGUGGCAGCAAGAUUGGAGAUGGAGCUAAAAUCUGUGGAGAUUCUGAAGAAACAAAUGGAGAAAAUCAAGUCAAAACAGAAGAAUGCUCCUCAUGAGCAAGAUACAUCAUCUGCUGUUCAUCCUGAAUCCUCACAUUUCCCAAAGCGAAAUGAUGGGGACUGCGGCUAUGAUUUGUUUGAAACUGACAGUGAGGAAGAGGAAGAGGAUGUGAAGGACAGGACACAGGAAAACAUUCUACCUAAGAAGAAAACUGCUUUUCAGUUGGCAUAUGAGGCUUGGACGGCAGGCUCCAAGGCAGCUCUGAGAGACCAUGAACGUCAAGAGCAAGAAGAGCAAAGCAAAGCCAAAAGACAAUUGCACAGACAAGAGGCCAUGGAGAAAGAGGAGUCUGAUAAGGAGCAGCAAGAGGAGUUCAGUCAAAAUGAAGAGGAAGAAAAAGAGCACAUAUUUAGGCGAAUACUUGACACUGUGAAGUUUCUCUGGGUUUUCCUGCACCGUCUUACUGAGGAUGUAAUAUCAGGUCUGAAGUCUCUCUGUAAAGACAGCUUGGACAUCUCUAAGGUGCUUCGCCUUGAGAAAACUCUGCUGAGCAUACAACAGAACAAGGGCAGGGAUGUCACUCAUGACAGUAUUCAUCAGUUCUACAAAAACUGGCUCUCCAGACAAGACACAGAGGCAUCAUUGGACAAGGCCAAAGAGGAUAUACAGGAAAUAAUCUCCACACCUCCAGCCAUGAGCAGAUACCCAUGUGGCUAUGUCAAACUCAACAGUGUCCACUCAUGGGGCAGCAGCCUUUCCAGCUGCCAGACUGACGACACUCCUCUAGUAACACGCCAGCCAACUCAAGAAGACUUGGAUGCCCUGGAUCUUACACAAAUGGAUGAUGUCCAGCACUGCAAAAAUGGAGAUGUCCUGUCAGAAAAUCCUGAUUACAAUGAAGCUGAAGAUCACGAUGAAGGAUUUGAAAUGGUAACAGAUGGAUGGACAAAUGAAGAAAAUACACCUAACGUUGUGUUGCCAGAAUUUCCUGGACUGAAUCAUCUCCAUGAGGCAAAGAAUGAAGUGAUCCAAGAGUCCAGAAUGCUCAAUCAAGAGACCAGAGCACUUACUGCCAGUGAAUUGCUGCUUAACAAAAUAUUUGAUAUUCCAGAGAUUGAGGAUUCUGAGAGAUUCUACUCUUCAUUACCAUGUGGCGUGCGUCUCAUCUUUGCUCUCUAUAAUUUGAUGGAGUCUCAGUCAGAGAUGUUCUGUUACUUUGUGAUUAUCUUAAAUCACAUGGUGUCUGCCUCUCUGCUAACACUCUUCCUGCCCAUCCUCAUCUUCCUGUGGGCCAUGCUUUCAGUGCCACGACCAACCAAGCGCUUCUGGAUGACAGCUAUUAUCUACACUCAGCUCACAGUUGUGGUGAAGUACUUUUUCCAGUUUGGAUUCUUCCCAUGGACUACAUCAGCAUAUCGUGGCAUUAAUGCGGAGCGUGCGUUUGCAGUACCCAACAUAGUUGGAGUUGAGAAGAAAGAUGGCUAUGUCCUGGUAGACCUCAUUCAGUUAAUUGCUCUGUUCUUCCAUCGCUCCAUCCUUAAGGGUCAUGGUUUGUGGGAUAACAAGGAGGUGGAGAUGCCCGACUUUUUUAAGAAGCUAAAGAGGAAAACAGAGAAAAACAAGAUGACUGGAGGAUCAAGACGACGAGAAGAAAACACAAGCAGACGAAUUCCCUUCUUUUCUCUUCAGGCUUCAUAUACCUCUUUCCUUCGAAGACAGAGAGCAGAGAGCCCUGAGAGACAGGAUGAGAACCAUUGCAGGAAAAAGCUUUCACAGAAGAAGCGCCAGAGGAAUAUGCCGCAAAGCAGGAAGGAGCGAAUGAAGAAGUACAUGAAUGACCGAAUGCUGGAGGCCAAAGCUGCUGUCAUUGAGCUUGCUCUACACAUAUACUUACCCAUAAGGCAAUUCUUCUAUGACAUCAUUCACCCCGAGUACAGCCCUGUGUGUGAUGUGUAUGCGCUGAUGUUUCUGAUAGAUGUGGUGAACUUCAUCAUCAUUAUAUUUGGAUAUUGGGCUUUUGGAAAACACAGCGCGGCCGCUGAUAUAACAGAGUCACUGUCAGAAGACCAGGUUCCUGAGGCCUUCCUCGUCAUGCUUCUCAUCCAGUUCAGCACCAUGAUUGUGGACCGAGCACUCUAUCUCCGUAAAACUCUCCUUGGGAAGUGUGUUUUCCAGGUUGUGCUUGUGUUUGGGAUCCACUUCUGGAUGUUCUUCAUACUGCCUGGUGUCACAGAGAGGAGAUUCAACCGGAAUCGAGUUGCUCAACUGUGGUACUUUGUCAAGUGCAUCUAUUUUGGUCUCUCAGCCUACCAGAUCAAAUGUGGCUACCCAAACCGUGUUCUUGGAAAUUUUCUUACCAAGAACCACAACUACUUCAACCUCUUCCUCUUUCAGGGGUUCCGGUUGGUUCCGUUCCUGACCGAGUUGAGGGCCGUGAUGGACUGGGUGUGGACAGACACCACUCUUAGCCUGUCUAACUGGAUCUGUGUGGAGGACAUCUAUGCCAACAUCUUUAUCCUCAAGUGCUGGAGGGAAGCAGAAAAGAAAUACCCUCAUCGACGUGGACAGAGGAAGAAGAAGGUGGUGAAAUACACCAUGGGCGGCUUCAUCAUUUUUGCUCUCAUCUGCAUCGUCUGGUUCCCUCUUCUCUUCAUGUCAUUGGUUAAAUCUGUAGCAGGAGUAACCAAUCAACCUUUAGAUGUGUCCAUCCAGCUGAGCAUAUUGGGAUAUGAGCCAUUGUUCAGCAUGAGUGCUCAGGAGAACAAUUUGAUCAUAUACUCUGAAUCAGCCUUACAGAGGAUGACCAAUCACUACGCCACUUACCCGUCGGCAAUGCAGUUCAUUGUGAACUAUAUGGCAGAGGACAUAGUGACGGCAAAGAUCAAAAGUGACGCCAGUCUGCUGUGGAGCGUCAGUCCUGCCAGCCGAGACGCCAUGAUCCAUGAACUCAGCAACUCAACACACUUCUACAUCACACUGCGCUGGACUUUACUGCGAAACGCGUCUUUGGUGAUGAAUGCAGAGGCGGCUGGUGAACACACAGUGAAGUAUGAAGACAGCGUACUGAGAGAUGAACUGGUGUCUAUGCUCAGAGGGACACACAGCCGUCCACUGUACGUGUUCCUCGAACGUUUAAAUGUGCACUCUCUCUCUACAUCUGUUUUUGCCACUUCUUAUUCAAUCAGUUUUCUGAUGUCUGUCAGGUUGCUGGAAAAUCUGCUGCCAAAGUAUAUCAGAGGAACUUCCGGACCUGUUGCUAAAGUGGCACAUCGACUUCAAGUGGAGCAUUCCAAAGGCUCGGAUGAUCGUCAUCUACAGUUCUUCCGUCCUCUGUCCAUCAAGCUGCAGCGAGGUAACGGGAGCUCCUCAGAGAUGGGGCCGCAGUGGUGGGUGGUGGAAGAGUGUUUUCCUCAGCCUCCAGCCAGCAGAUGCCAGAGUAUUGAGAUGGUGGUGUUCAAUGAUAAAGUCAGUCCAUCCAGUGUGGGCUUCCUAGCUGGAUAUGGCAUUGUGGGUCUGUACAUGUCCGUGGUGCUGGUCAUUGGUAAGUUUGUGCGGGAGUUCUUCACGGGCAUAUCUCGAUCCAUCAUGUACGAGGAGCUGCCGUGCGUGGACCGCGUGCUCAAACUGUGCAAUGACAUCUUUGUUGUGCGAGAGGCUGGAGAGAUGGAGAUGGAAGAGCAACUGUUUGACAAGCUCAUCUUCCUGUACCGCUCACCUGAGACCAUGAUCAAAAUGACCCACAAAAAGAACGAGUAGCUUUCAUUUUUGACUGCAUGAUAUUUCUGUCAUAACUAUCAACCUCUGCACAACUCAGAAGGACAACAUUGUGUGAAAUGAGUGUCUGCUAUAAGGCACCAACCAGAAAGUCAUUUUAUACAUUGUACUGCAGUACUAAGGAAUAUGAUGUGCAUUUACAUCUAUCCAUGAGGGGGUUUGAAGCUAAAGAAUGCAUGGACUGAAUGAACUGAAAAUAUAUCAUCAAUAUUCAUACAAUGCAUGAGUAUUUAAUCUUUAAUGUUUCAAUAAGCCUUUUUUUAAUCAGUUAGACUGUUUCAUAUGUUAGAAUAUUAUGCUGUCAUUCCAUAUAAUAAACCAUGGCAUGUGGAAAACAACUUGUAUUACAUUUGUAUUGCAUCUUGUUGCUUAGUCUUAAUGUUCAAAGAGAAAUUUCCAGCUAUCUUAAAAAUCUUUGGUCUUAAGGAAUAAUUGCAUUUAUUCAGAAGUAAAUAAUUACUGUAAUUCAGUCUAGAGGUAAACUAUUCCUCUACAUGUAAAGAUAAAGGAUAUUCAGGCUGAUGAAAUCAAAUUGAAUGUUUUUGCUGUUUUUUCUAUAUCUGCUACCUUUACCAUCAUCUAUAUGCAAGUGUACUUCUAAAUGUUGACCAAAUAAAUUUUCAGAAGACAUAAAUAGUUCAGUCAUGAAAGAUGUCUCAGGCUGUUAGCAAUCACAUCACUUCCUUCAUGGCACAAGCUGAUUUGACUCUGUAAAAAUGUGGGGUCAAAAUGAUUCAGAGCAAUUGUAUACAAAUACUCAUUUUUAAUAAUACAAAUGAUAUAUCUUUUUUAUUUACUUCUUAACUAUACAUUUAUGCUAUGUUUUUGGGGAUAUACUGUAUUUUUUUUUUUUUUUAAUCUAUUUACAAAGUUACUCAACUACGCCAUUAUGAAAUGUAACAUUUUAAUAAAAAAACACUUUAAUGAUGAUCAAAUUGUUCAUUCCAUAUUGUAUUUGUGUACUAGGCCUUCAUUUAUGUGCAGAAAUUUCAGAUUUAUUUAGUAUCAGACUGAUUCAUUUAUUUUCACAAAUAAGAUAAAACACUCAUUUUUUAAUCGCCUUUCCCAUUCAUUUUCAUUGUGGGGUCAUUUUGACUCUGAACAUCCUUAAACUUUUUUUUUUUUUUUUUUACACCUUCACGUUUCACAUUUCAGUUAUACUGAAUUAAUAUAAUUAUAAACUUUGAGAAUUUAACACAUUACAGUGAAGUAUUUACCAUAAAAGUAUAACACUUUUUUUUUUUAACAUUAUUAGGAAAUAAAAAAAAUAAAGUGAGAUAAAGAGAAAAAUGAAUUAAGACCCCCUAACUGGAGGCACACAUAUUGGGUAAUGAAUAGUCAGAUUAGUUUUAUAGAUACUAAACCAGACAACAUAAAAUAUACACAAAAGGCAAGAUGAAUUUUAGUAAAGCAAGGGAAUUGAGAACAUUUCUACAGUGUAAGCUUUACCCAGAAGGCUGUUCAAGCCAGAAACAGUAUCAUAUAAAGAGAAGGUCUGACAAUUUCACACUGAGGGGUGAGUAAGUGUGUCUUCAUUCUCACAUCUAGAAACUCUGAUCCUCAUUUACUAAUACACAUUCAUUAAAUGGUGAGCUAUAUGCUGAAGAAAGAAAGAAUACCAGAGUCAGCAUCUUGCCAAAGUGGUUCUGACACCUGAAAGGCACACAGAACUGUUGUUGAAUUUCACACAAGUCCCCUUGAAGGACAUUGUGGUGUGGAAAAAACUCACUAUGCUAUUUUACUGGCCUGAAUUGGAGCAGGACAUCUGCAAGCGGGUACGCUGUCACAUUUCCCACAUUAGACAUUACUUUCAGACAGCUCAGUGCCUCAAGAGGGCCUUUAGAUCAGGAGGGCCUCUAUGAUGGAAAAGAAGCAUACAAUUUAUGUAUCUAGUAUAACAAUGCGGUGAUGAAAGCAGUCAAUAAAAAAAAUCUAAAAACUACUUAACGAUUCCUAUGAAUAUUUCUCACCUAUCUACCUCACCACCCAGAUUUCAAUUUUACUAAUUAUCUGCUGUCCGGCCUUGAACAGUUUUAAACUCGGCGUGGAAUGCCCACUCUCAGAUAAAAAAAAAUAAAAAAAGAUUUUAAAAUAAAAAAGAUGCUAUAUUAAAAUAAAGAUUUUCUGCAUCAUGAAUUGUCGGACAAUGUGGAGUCUGGAGAGGGCAUUUAUUGUUUGAUGCACUAUUCUUUUGACGGAUGGCUGAGAUAUACCUAGUUCAUCUGUGCUGCAUAGCUGCAUUUUCCCUGUGGCCAAGUAGUGUAGAGUUGUCAAAACCUUGAUCUCUGGUGUCUCUGGUGGGUUGUUUCAAAUUGUUGCCGAAGUGUGAAUAGCUCUACUACACUCAUAAUACCUUUGCGAUUAAGGCGAUACCUUUCUGAAAGUUAAUUGUCGUGAAAUGUUUCUAAAAUUUACAUAUUCUAAUUACAUUCUGACGUGAAUUGCCAGCAACAGCCAUUUUAGGUUUGUCUUUGUGACUUAGGAGUCCUCUUGUCUACUCCUAACUUUUCACAGAUCUAGGAGCUAGUUUUAGCACUAAAAUGAUUUGUGAUAUACUCUUAGAGCAAAAAUGUAGGAGUCCUAAAAUUAGAACUGACACGCCCAUUAUUGUUCAGAGUUUCUCCUAAAUCAGCAAGUUAGGAACUACUUUUAACCUUUAGCCAUGUGGAAAGAUAUAUCAGUAUAACCCAAAGACAUGCCAUGGAGCAGCAAGUGGUUAAAGAAAAGAACAAAACCAGAAAAGAAAAAUGGAGCAAACAAUACAAGUGAAAAAAUAAAUAAUAAGGCUUCAAAUUAAAAUCACAUGAAAUAAAAAAAAAAAAAAAAAAAAAAAAAAAAAGCACUUGAUCUUCCCAGGUAAGAGAUAUUACCCGAUUUUUCCACGCCGUCCCUAGGAAGAGCGCAAAUCAAAGGAAGCAAAAAAUAAACAAAACCAACACGCUGCUGGUGGCAACAUAACAACUGGUGGGGCUAAACAUGCACCGUGAACGGCACAUCUCACUUUAAGUGACGGCUCGGACUAGCCACCCUCCACCUAGACCACCAGCAUGAAAAAACAAAAACAAAAAAAAAACACCACACACACACACACACACACACACACACAAAACAAACAAGAUCAUAAAGUAAUAAAUCAAAUACAAAACAGUCACACAGUCGUAGAAAUAGCAGCAGAACAAACAGUGCAGUCUUAACGUUGUCUAAGGAGCAUUUGCAAGUGCUCACGGGCAGUUGCCCCACUAAAAUAGACAAAAGUUAAUAAAAUCAGUCAAAGACACCAUCCCAAUAAUGCUCAAGGGACUAGAUAUACAUACCCAGAAGUAGAUCGCUAAACACACGGGUUCAGUUACUCACAGCUUUAUCUGUAAUCGACGAACUGCAAAUAUGCAGGCGUUCCAUCAGAGCACACACAAACUGCAAUACGAUCGAAGCAUAAGUUACCACGAGUCACACCACAACAAGCAUUAAUCCGUUGAAAUUAACGUACCUGGG
This is a messenger RNA of Ctenopharyngodon idella (grass carp), 11427 nucleotides long. RefSeq names its product piezo-type mechanosensitive ion channel component 2. Gene Ontology annotation, molecular function: DNA-binding transcription factor activity. Gene Ontology annotation, biological process: regulation of DNA-templated transcription. NCBI's taxonomy places the organism in Eukaryota, Metazoa, Chordata, Actinopteri, Cypriniformes, Xenocyprididae. The record is from RefSeq and is a predicted model, not a curated record.